AUGUGUCUAUACACAUACCACCACUACCCAGUAUGUGGGCACAUCUCCAACUGGAGCGUGACCAGCUGUCUCGAAUUCACCAACUAUGUCCGCCAAGUAGCAGGCACCGGCCAGACAGUCUCCUGCAAACAUGUCCAAAUAGCGCACGAUCUCCUUCCCGCCGCACAGCCCAGUCUCUGUGUCCAAUGCGAGAUGGAGUGGAGUGAAGCUAUUCAGCACAAUGGUCGCUAUCCGGUACUACCAGAUACCUAUCGGAUCAUCGAGGGCCUGGAUGCGAAGAGCCCGAUCAUCCAAUUUGAUACACAGAUGACCCUUGAUGUGAGGAAGACCUCUCCCAGCAGCAAGUAUUUUGUGCGCACAAUUGACAACGAUCAGUGCGAUCUCUUCGCCGACGUCUCAUUGCACGAACCGGGGCUUAGGAGUUGUCGGGCCUAUCGUCCGCCCAAGGGAAAGGUGCGGGAUUCGGGCUUCUCCAGAAAUGUGAGUCGCUCCACCCGGACUGGUGUGAACAACAUCGAUCAAAGCGGAAGGAAACUAUCUGCCGAUUACUUAACGCAGUCUCCCCUGAGCAGCCGGUAUGACGAAGCCAGGAAAUCCGCAGGUGAGAAUCCAGCGAAACACAGCCCCUCCGCUCAGCAUGAUCUAAAAACUGACAUUCGUGUAUCACGGAAAACUGCUGAUACGACUAAAGACUUGAUCAACUUUGCUCCGACCGCUUGCAAGCCGAGGUGCAGCGCUCGCUGGACUAGCUUGGACGGCAUGAGCAAACUGGAUAUCCCCAACAAACCCACUACCUCUCUCGACAGUCUGGAAGCCCACGGGUCAUCUUCCCCUCGUCCAGAUUUAUCUAGUGACGAACUGCCUAUAUUCAUGUCUUACAGCCCUUACGACUGGAUCUCAGCUCUCAGUCCUAGCCACACCUUUCUCGAAGACGCAACUCCGGUGCUUGCAAAACAAUUCGAAGGGUACCAGGACGAAUCUGACGAGAAUUCUAUUGAGCAGUCUGACUCUUCGGAUCAGAGUCCUGCGCGCCAUUCUCCAGCUUCCGCCCUGAAGCCAGUGGGUGGUCGAAAAGGAACACCCUAUACGAGGCAUCUGCCUCAUCUCCAGCGGCUUCAGUCAAUGCCUUCAGACACUCAGGCAGACGGGUUGGGUAUGUUUCUACCCCCGGAAUGGGACAGUUAUCUUGAUCGUUUCUUUCGGGGUCGGUUCUGUUGA
Messenger RNA from Penicillium lagena, 1218 nucleotides. RefSeq lists its product as uncharacterized. Bases 1 to 1218 code for a protein of 405 amino acids. The record is from RefSeq and is a predicted model, not a curated record. Lineage: Eukaryota; Fungi; Ascomycota; Eurotiomycetes; Eurotiales; Aspergillaceae. The transcript has a single exon.